AUGACUCAGAGCUCAGCAAUUCAGCAUUGGGAGUACAGAGUAGGAGGAGCAGAAAGGGAGAGUAUAAAGUCAGAGGCAAGGUUUGCUCCUGUGUGUGCCAUCUGCAGGCAACUGGAGGUGAUGAGACAUCUUGCGGGCUGGCUGUCAUUAGCUGUCUACAUGUAUGGACUGAAUGCAGACUUCAUUCCCUAUUUACGCCCCCCAGAGGAAGAAUUUCCUGCAAAAAACUGUACUUUUCCGUUCAUCUAUAAUGAGGUAAUCUACCACAGCUGCAUCUCUGUUCACAGUGACUUUGAUUGGUGCUCCCUUGAUUAUUAUUUCCAAGGAAGGUGGAGAUACUGCAAAGCAUUUGAUCCUCCAAUGUGUAUCUUCCCUUUCCAAUUUGGAAAAAAGUUCAUUAGUGAAUGCACCAAGGAAGGCUACAUUUUGAAUCGGAGUUGGUGUUCAUUGACUGACAACUACAACAAAGAUAGGAAAUGGAAGCAAUGCUCUCCUUACAAGUAA
This is a messenger RNA of Arvicola amphibius (Eurasian water vole), 504 nucleotides long. RefSeq names its product binder of sperm protein homolog 2-like. The coding region runs from base 1 to 504 and encodes 167 amino acids. The record is from RefSeq and is a predicted model, not a curated record. NCBI's taxonomy places the organism in Eukaryota, Metazoa, Chordata, Mammalia, Rodentia, Cricetidae. Gene Ontology annotation, cellular component: cell surface. Gene Ontology annotation, molecular function: heparin binding. The transcript is spliced from 5 exons.